ACUAGCAAACAUGGUGGGCAAAAUGAAUGGAAGAAACUAUUGAUGGUUACAAACUGGGGAUAAACUUGUUGUUAUCAUGCUAGUUGCACCAAGAACAUCAACGUGGCACUCAACUGACACUGAACUCUUGUAAAACGGUUCAAGUGAGUUAACUAAAUUAUGUCAUGGCGUUCCCUGAGCCCAGACCUCAGGCUCCUCAGCUCCCUCAACAUCUACUCAGGACCAUAGACUGUCAGCAAGGAGCUGUCAGGGCUGUUCGCUUUAACGCUGAUGGGAACUACCUGAUGACUUGUGGCAGUGACAAAUCUCUAAAGCUGUGGAGCGUGAGCCGAGGGACCCUGCUGAAGACAUACAGCGGCCAUGGAUACGAAGUUUUGGAUGCUGAUGGUUCGUACGACAACAGCCUGCUCUGCUCCUGCAGCUCUGAUAAGACAGUGAUCCUGUGGGACGUCGCAACAGGCCAGGUCACACGAAAACUCAGAGGUCAUGCUGGGAAAGUCAACUGUGUCCAGUUCAAUGAGGAGGCAACUGUAAUAUUGUCUGGAUCCAUAGAUGGAACAGUUCGGUGCUGGGACACCAGGUCCAGAAGAUUUGAACCAAUCCAGGUUCUAGACGAGGCCCGGGACAGCGUCAGCAGCCUGAAGGUGGCACAACAUGAGCUGCUUAUCGGGUCGGUUGACGGCAGAGUGAGGCGCUAUGACCUGAGAAUGGGACAGCUACAUGUCGACUUCAUCAACAGUCCCAUCACAUGUGUGUGUUUCAGUCAGGAUGGUCAGUGCACUCUGAGCUCCAGUCUCGAUUCAACAGUCAGACUACUGGACAAGAGCACCGGGGAAAUGCUUGGAGAGUAUACAGGGCACAAGAUGAAGGGCUAUAAGCUGGACUGCUGCCUGUCCAGUAAAGAUACCCACGUCCUGAGCUGCUCAGAGGACGGACACGUCUACUGCUGGGACCUGGUGGAAGGUUCUUUAUCCUUGAAACUGCCAGUGGGGAAAGCUGUUGUCCAGUCGCUGUCCUUCCACCCCACAGAGAUCUGCCUCCUCACAGCCAUGGAGGGGCGUGUGCAGGUGUGGGGGGCAGAGCCAGAGGAGACAGAGGAGGAUGCCAUGGCCACAUAGACACGACUUUACAAGAGAACCUGCCAGCGAACUUGUCCUCUCCGAAUCGCCUCGUCCUCACACACCAUCAUGCGUCCCUCCCCCCUUCAACCGUCUCUGCUCAGCCGUCUAGCCCACGCAGCUGCAGCCCGCGGCCGACAGCUUCUCCACCUUGUGCCAGCGGUGCGAGUUAUCGAGGAAGGCCAUGUCCUCGUGGUGGGUGGGCCUGCAGCAGGGCGUGUUGUGCCACAGCUCCCCAGGUGCUGGUUGAGGGAGGACCCCACUUAGCAGCAGGUUGGUAAGGGUGAGGUCGUGGUUGGAGCGAACGUGGGGACACGUCCCACUGCAGUACUUGAAGAGGACGGUCUCGUCUGAGUCGUAGCCCAGCCCGAGGUCCCGAACCUGCAGCAGGAUGGAGCGCAGGCCACACUGGGAGUCUAGAGGGGAGCGACGGGACCGGACUGGGAUUGGAAUGAUUGGAUCGAAUGAUGGCCCGAAUGCAGAAACUUCUGCUGGGCCAUCUUCUGCAGCUGGAUCUCUGUUUUUCUUGUUAUCAUUUGGUGAUGCGUGUGGAGAUGCUGUCUCUUGUUUUUGACCUGGAAAAGGCAGAAAAGGGUUACCUAUACAUGUAAUGUACAAAAUUAAUGUUUGAAAAUGUCUAAAAAUGUAAACACCACUUAUUGAUUCGCUGAACUGGAAAUUAAUAACUUCUAAAAAGCAGAAAACCAGAGUUUAAAGUGAUACAUACUAAUGUUUAGAUACAGAAAUUAACACAUUGCUCUCAAAGCAGGCAAAAAUGAAAUUGUAACCAAAAGGUCAUAGGUCACGACCUUCCCUUCAGCCAGCACUUACCAAUCAGUGAUCUCAGCAAGUGGCUCUCUCCUCUCUGGACGCAAAACAGAAUCACAACCAGCUUCAACAGGGACCUCAUCGCUACAGUCUGCUCUUCGUCUGAGCCGUCACUUAAAAUGAACCAGACACGUGUGUGUUUGUAUGUCUGCGAGUGUCGGCGGGUGCGAGUGAUGCUUAAGAUGCAGACGAGUCACAACCUCCAAUAUAUAGCCCUCGGAGAUGAAGGGGGGUGAAGGGAUGAGGUGAGGAGGUGUAGGGGGGAGACAGACACUAACCCGUUACUUGCCAGCAGACUAUCCCACUCACCUGUGCCUGACAGGGAGCGUAGGAGGGCAGGCGGGCGCUUGACCCAGAAUUUGUCCUGUUGGGAUUAUCUAAUUGGUGUAAAUCACUGGCUUAUUGUUGAGUUUUCCCCAGAUGUUUUUCCAGAGGAUGUUGGCCCCUGGCAAAAUGGAUUCCCAGAGGUUUGGGGUUUCUUGCAAAUUUAAGAUUGGACAAUGAUGUCACAAUGAUGAUGCUGAGAAGUAUGUGUGAUAAAUGAAUCAUUAGUUAGGUAGCUGGACAGACACGGAAGUGGAAAGGCAGGCAAGCAGACAGCCAGAAAUUCCUAAACAGAAUCAUUACAUAAAUGUAGGAAAUGUAAAGGAAAGGUGAAAGGUUAAAAAAGGCAGGACGAGUCAUGUCUUAAAAUAGGCCCCUUUCGUAUUGUGCUUUUGUCACUUUUCUUAUCGUAAACGUAACCUCUAAGUAUCGCUAAAAGCCGAAAAAGAGAACUUUAAGAGGUUAAAAACACCAAAGGGAAGUCAGGUUAUAAUUAGAACACAACGGGGCCUGUUUCAGCAGACAUUCCACAAUGGGCGACUUGUCUUGAGCUGGUCCAUAAAUUGAGGGAUUUCAUCAGCAAUGUGUGGCUGACAUGUAGAUUAUGUAGAAUAUGCAUUAUGUAACGGUUAUAGGGCCCAAACAGGCA
This is a messenger RNA of Chelmon rostratus (copperband butterflyfish), 2919 nucleotides long. RefSeq names its product WD repeat domain containing 83 (gene wdr83). Gene Ontology annotation, cellular component: catalytic step 2 spliceosome. Gene Ontology annotation, biological process: mRNA splicing, via spliceosome. The record is from RefSeq and is a predicted model, not a curated record. Bases 165 to 1118 code for a protein of 317 amino acids. Gene Ontology annotation, molecular function: protein binding. The transcript is spliced from 11 exons. Lineage: Eukaryota; Metazoa; Chordata; Actinopteri; Chaetodontiformes; Chaetodontidae.